UGUAAUCAAGAUGGCGCUUCGGGAGCUGAGCUCGCUUGAGAGAUUUCUAGGAUUAAAAAAGCCAAAUAAAUACAGCACGCAGGGAGGCAAAAAGGUCCCUGUUCUCCAAAACAACAACGGACCUGCAUUGAUUGGUCUGGUCACUAUAGCAUCUCAUCUGGUCCAUGAGGCCAAGAGAGCUGAGCUGCUAGGAGACAGCGCUGAACAGAGGGCCGUGGUCCAGCAAUGGAUCGAACACAGAAUAACACGAGUGGACAACUGUUCGAAAGAAGAGGUCAAAGUUAUAUUGAAGGAACUUAACCAAUACCUGGAGGAUAAGGUUUACCUGGCUGGGAACAUCUUCACCCUGGCAGACAUCCUCAUGUAUUACGGCAUUCACCACAUUGUUAUGGAAUUGGCUAUACUGGAGAAAGAGCAUUAUCUGAAUGUCACCCGGUGGUUUGAUCAUAUCCAGCACUAUCCAGGCAUACGACACCAUUUGCCUCCUGUGGUGGUUCUGAGGAACAGAGUUUACCCGAUUGGUCACCACUGAAAGUUUUGAUAACUACUUGUGGGAUGUCAAAUAAGCAAGACCUUAAGGUCACCAUAUCAGAGCUCAACUAACACACAGAGCUGUCCCUUUGCAUUUUACUCCACAAUCCCGAUGGUAACCCAAACAGCCAGGACAAGUGAAGCUGGUCUUUUUUUGUUUUGUUUUGUGUUUUUUGCAAGCUGGUUCAUUGGCCACUAGUCAUGUUUUUGUGAAUGUGAAUUGUCGUUAAAUUGAUGUGGAUUGAAAGUAACUCAGCAUGAUCAAUGAGAAUAGUGACUGUGGUGUUAAUGGUACAGCAUUUAAUUCUAAUGAUAACAUGAAUAUUUAAAAUAAAUACAUUUAUUACUUGCUUUUUCCGAUAAGUUGUCAGCAAUUCGACUAAGAUAAUAUUGAAAGAAAUGUCCGACUUGUCCCUAAUGCUUUUUUUGAACCCACCCCAUUUUCUUCCGCUGUUCAUCUCUUUCUCGUUGUGUCAGCCCUGGUGUGGGCAGUAGUCUGGGGUUUGACAGGAUGGCAUGUUGCUCUGGGGCAGCGGCUGACUACCAGCUGUAGCCACACAGACAGCACUGGUGUAAUCGGAUUUUCAUGUACUUUUCACUCCAUCCUCAACCAGUGUGUCAUUUUCCCCAAAAUCCCCUUCUGCGGUGUCCAUAGAUUCUUUAGACAUGUCAACUUAAUCCAGUUCUGUGUUAUAUCACUGGCUGCAUCAAAGGUUUUCAAUGUUUAAAAUGUUUUCGAGUGUCACAGUGGAGCAUAGAAGGUCUGCUUGUGCUUUUAAUGCACAAAAUGAAAGCAUUUUGAAAAAGGGUUUAGGACAACAAUGUUUUUUUUUUGUUAUGUUGUUUUUCCCAGUUCCAGGAGACUUGUUUCUGAGAACAUUGCAGCUUCAUUGAUCAUUAAACCGGUGACUCAAAACAUCUUUUGGGAAACCAAGUGCUUCAUACAAUGUACAACAUGUGGCCAAUCUGAUUUGGAGCUGUCCAUAGCCUUUAUGGUUGAAAAUCCUCUUCUUAUGAAAGGGAGAUGUGUUUUUGCACGUUUACUUAUCUGCUGUGCAUAUGCUGACAAAAAGAUCUCUCUGUUCUUUUUAUUAUACUUCCUUUCCUGUAAGCCUUCUUUAUGAAAUGUCUGCUGUUCUCAAGCUCAAGUUUGUGUUCUUUAAUGUCAACAGAAUGUUGUCCUGUGCCAAUAAAUGAACAAGGAAAAACAGAA
This is a messenger RNA of Pimephales promelas (fathead minnow), 1744 nucleotides long. It is a transcript of the gene eef1e1, whose product is annotated as eukaryotic translation elongation factor 1 epsilon 1. Gene Ontology annotation, cellular component: nucleus; cytoplasm; aminoacyl-tRNA synthetase multienzyme complex. Gene Ontology annotation, biological process: positive regulation of DNA damage response, signal transduction by p53 class mediator. Lineage: Eukaryota; Metazoa; Chordata; Actinopteri; Cypriniformes; Leuciscidae. The record is from RefSeq and is a predicted model, not a curated record.